Liolophura sinensis is the source of this 1646-nucleotide messenger RNA. RefSeq lists its product as uncharacterized. The record is from RefSeq and is a predicted model, not a curated record. Lineage: Eukaryota; Metazoa; Mollusca; Polyplacophora; Chitonida; Chitonidae. The transcript is spliced from 2 exons. The coding region runs from base 54 to 1646 and encodes 530 amino acids.
GCCAGUGAUUAUACAUGAUUUUCAGGAUAUCAGCUGUCUUGGCCUAAUCACCAAUGGGAAAUGCUUUUAGCAAACUGAAACGACGAUUUCGACGUAAUUCCGGUCAACAAAUCACAGAUGCAAGAACCGGAAAUUCCAUAUCAAGAGAUGGGUUGUUACAUGAAGUCACCGAGAAAUCGCUUCUUGUAGACGCCAGCAAACUGACCUCCAAGAGGCGAUCCCGACAUCCCGAUCACCACAGGUACUGGGAAAGUCCUUUCGUGAACGAAGCUUAUGGCCAGCCCGCCGUAUUAAGCAUCUGUAUCAACAGGGAUCUUGGGAUUGGGGAGAUAACAAGUCUGUGCCACAGGUUUCGCUUUGAGGAUGAGGAAGAAACGUAUGAGUCUCAAGGAACCGAGGAACAGGUUGGAACCACUGAAAACCGCAGCAAUGAAGAGCGGUCUCAUAAAGAUAGGAAAGGCAGACACAAGAGGCGCAGUCGAAGACGGAGGGCGGAACAAAAUAUAGGAAACAGUGAUGAGGUCAAAGUAGACAAAAGUGCGGUAGAAAACGAUAAGCUCGUUAAGAAAAGUGGAUCGGAGGGCAACGAAGACAAGUGCACUCCAACCGAAAGAGAUAAUGUAACAGGCUAUAAUAAAACUGCAAAUCAGGACCAAAUGACAGACGAAUGUGAAAAAGAACAAGCGUACAAAAACAGACAUGAAGGAAAAACGGAACAUGAGCAAUCAGAAAUGAACAAUCCAGAUGUGAACAAGCUUACACAGCGAUCUGAGAGGGAAGAGAUGGAGGAAUCCAACAUUUGCAAAGCUGCUCUGAGCGACGAUAAUUCUGCUGAGAAAGAAUCCAGUAGGGAGACGACUGCAUGUGGUGAAGAAAAACUGGGCCAGGCCGCGGAGAUUAAUGUUCAAAGUCAACGUCUUGAGAAUAUGGUUGCUAAGGAGACGCUAAUGGCAGAUGACAGUGACGAAGGUGAUUUCAUGAGUAUGCAGAUCGGGCAGUACCCAACCGCAGAUACUGGAUCCUCUUCCGGUACCAACAGUUCUAGCCUUACCGAUUAUUCUUCCUUAACUCCGAAUACCUUCGAUUCCUUCGACAGCAACGACGACAUUUGUACAUCUUCGUCUCCAACUGCUUACGAUUCAUUCGAAAGCGAUGAAGAUGAGAUAAAACAAUUUCCCGCCUUUGUGACGCCAUUUCUGAACAAGGACGUGCGCAUUCGCCUGCAAUUUCACAGGGCCAUCCACAGCACAUUUAACUCAACGUUUAAGAAAUGUGAGCCAGUUCACCUUUGGCGACAUGUUAAGUACAUCGACGCUCGAUUCCUCGGGCAGCCAGCCCAAAAGCGAAUGGAAAUUAUGUUGGAGGAGAGUCACGGAAGCAGACGACAACCGUUCGGCACUUCCCGUCGGUCACGACCUCUGUUUCCCCGAGCGAUCAUCGUGAACACAUGUGAGGAAACACCGGGUCUGUAUGUGGCAGGUAAAGAGUUUUCCAUUCUUCUGGCACCGCCAACAGGUGGUGCUCAGGAGCUAGACGAUGGGCGGAUUCUGUAUGCUAUUGGUACUUAUGUUCGUUACCUGGACACUGACCAAAACUACCUCAUGCUGUGGAGAGCCAGUGUUGUUGAAGACUCUGUCAUCGAAUGA